Messenger RNA from Oppia nitens, 2418 nucleotides. RefSeq lists its product as uncharacterized. Gene Ontology annotation, molecular function: transmembrane signaling receptor activity; extracellular ligand-gated monoatomic ion channel activity. The transcript is spliced from 13 exons. Gene Ontology annotation, cellular component: membrane. The record is from RefSeq and is a predicted model, not a curated record. NCBI's taxonomy places the organism in Eukaryota, Metazoa, Arthropoda, Arachnida, Sarcoptiformes, Oppiidae. Bases 1 to 2418 code for a protein of 805 amino acids. Gene Ontology annotation, biological process: monoatomic ion transmembrane transport.
AUGGGUAUUCCGAUACCAGUUCCAUUGCCAUUACCUGUUAGACCUGGACAAAUAAUUAUGCCAAAUGGACCUCAGAAAGGACCACACGGACCACCAUUUCAAGGACCACAACCUGUAUAUCCCGGUGCUCAAGGAAAACACGGAGGUUUCCCUAUUGAAAGUAAUUAUGUAGAAUAUGGACCAGAAAUGCAUGGCCCACAACAACAACCACAGCCACAGCCACAACAACCACAACCUCAACAAACGCAACAAUUUUCAGUAGGUCCACCAGCACCUCAAGGAAAUGACCCCUGGCCUUUACCACUUCCAGAAAUGCCUAAAAUAGUUCAUUUGGAUGUUAAAUGCGAGAAAAAUUUGAUGAAAGUUGCCAUAGAGUUUGAUAAGCCAUUCAAUGGUAUUAUAUUUAGUAAAGGACACUAUAGUUAUGGCAGUUGUAUUCAUUUACCGGCCGGUUCGGGCAGAAGUAGUGUCUUCUUUGAUGUCGGUAUUAAUAGUUGUGGUACUACUGGUAACACCCAAAAUGGACUCUAUGGGUACGGUUCACAAAGUGGUAGCGGAAGCUUCUUUGAAAACACUAUUGUUAUUCAAUAUGACCCACAAGUUCAAGAAGUAUGGGAUCAGGCGAGGAAGUUAAGGUGCACGUGGCACGACCAGUAUGAAAAGGCAGUCACUUUUAGACCAUUCCCUGUCGAUAUGCUUGAUGUUGUUAGAGCUGACUUUGCUGGUGAUAACGUGGGAUGUUGGAUGCAAAUUCAAGUUGGAAAGGGACCAUGGGCCAGUGAGGUGGCAGGCAUUGUCAAAAUUGGACAAACCAUGACAAUGGUGUUAGCCAUUAAAGAUGAUGAAAACAAGUUUGAUAUGUUGGUUCGUAAUUGUAUAGCUCAUGACGGCAAAAGAGCACCAAUUGAAUUAGUGGACAGUCAGGGAUGUAUAGUUAGACCAAAACUAAUGAGCAAAUUCACGAAAAUCAAAAAUUUUGGUUCGAGUGCUAGUGUUUUGUCGUAUACCCACUUCCAGGCAUUUAAAUUCCCCGAUAGUAUGGAAGUGCACUUUCAGUGUACGAUACAGAUCUGUCGGUUCCAAUGUCCAGAGCAAUGUAGUCAACACCAGAGUCCUCCCGCAGACAUUGUUAACCUAUAUAGCGGUUCCGGUCAAAACAAUUUUCAUUCAAUUGGAAAACCUAGAGAAGAACGUGAUGUCGAUCGACAUAUAAUUGCCAGCACUUCAUAUAAACACGACUCAACACAAGUGGGUCUCAACCGUAUAAUACAAGUGGUUUCAGCCGGAGAUCUAUCGUUUGCUUUACACAAUGAAUCACUUCCUUUGAUGUCUCAAAGUGCAGAUGAAAGUGAUGUCAUUUGUAUGUCUUUGGUUGGCUUCACUUCAGCACUUGUUAUCUUAAUUGUUAUUCUUCUUAUUUCUUGCCUGUUCUCAGUGUUUCUCUGUUUAAGACAGAGAUCGUUAGAAACAAGUAGCAAAUUGACAUCCCUGUCCACACCUCCCUCUCUUACUUAUGAUAUGAGAACAUAUGCCAAACGCCAACAUCCAUCACACGUACAAAUGUCUAAACAUGAUUUGACUCAAAUCAAGCGUUUGAGAAAAGAGCUAUUGUCUAGUCGUUCAUAUGAUAAGUGGAGUCGACCCGUCAAACAACACCAAACACCCACUUGGCUUCAAAUGUCUAUAUCUGUCACCCAUUUGACCGAUUUGGAUAUAUCAAGACAUGUAUUGAUAGCCGAGGCUUGGAUUCGUUUGGUUUGGAUUGACGAACACUUGACUUGGAAUCCUAAUGAUUAUCAAGGAUUAAAUGAAUUGCAUUUUGAUUGCAAUGAAUUGUGGAAACCAGAUAUCCUUUUGUGGAAUAGCGCCGACCAUUUAAACUUAGAUGAAGUCCUAUCUCCUGUACAUAUAAUAGUGAACUCAAAUGGCACUGCUGUAUGGACACCCGCAGGAUCUUUACGGACGUCAUGUACUGUCGAUUUGACUGAUUAUCCGAAUGACAUUCAGGAAUGUGGUCUAUAUUUCGGUUCGUGGACUCAUAAUCAACAACAAAUCAAUAUAACAACAUUGGGCAAUCAAUUUUUAAGUGGAAACACAUGGUAUACAAAUCCUGAGUGGGAAAUCAUUGACUUUAAAACAACAAGAAAUAACUACGAAUAUGCUGGUUAUGGUGUAUACACAACAUUGAACCUAACAUUAAAGCUUAAAAGAAACACAUCGUAUUAUUAUUAUAUAAUAACUUUACCUUCAAUAGCAUCGAUGACAUUGAUUUUGGCCAUAUUUUGGUUACCCUCUCAUAGCACUGUUCGUUAUACUUUAGGUUCAAUAAGUUUUUUUAUAAGCCUAACAACACUUUUUUAUUUGGCUUUACAGUUAGGAACGGCUACUUUAGGAGUUCCUUAUGCAACAUUGCAUUAA